GGCUUCUCAUAUCUUUCCGCCAUGAGCUCAGGCGGGCAACAGAAGAUUGUUGGUCAAAAUGACCGUCAAUCAGACGCUGCAGUCUCUUCCAUCAAAACGAUUACCGAAGAUGGAGAUUUGAUUCUCGAAUAUAUUCCACCAAGUGACUUGGCAUCACCCACCAGUCGUAAAUGGCUGGUGGCAAGCCGACUUCUUGCUUCCAACAGUCCAUAUUUCCAAGCGCUCCUGGACCCCGAGAAAUUCUCCGAAGGCAGACAGUUCAAUACCCAAAAAAAAGCCUGGAAUGACUCUCAUGCGCCAAAUUCUGUUUCACAUAAUGCGCUACCAACAGUCACCCUGCCUGGGAUCCAUCCGACACGAAUGUGCGGAGAAGAUGCCAUCGAAUUAUUCUUGCGCAUUCUGUGCCUUGAGUCCGCCGAUGAGACGGAAAAGACGGCAUUUGAAAGUGAUCUUAAAGUCCAGUCUCCCUCUCUUGUUGCCAGGCUCAUUGAACUUGCGGACUCAUUCAACUCCCCCCGCAUUGUGCGGGAUACCUUGCGACGGGUCGGAUAUUUGUAUGGCAAAGCAAAGUCUGCCCCUCUGACAAAAUUCAACGCCGGUCUUUUGUCUAGCAAAGAAGACAGGAUUCGACAGAUCAUCUUCAUAUCCAGCUUUUUGGGCGAUGUCAGAAUCGUCAGAGUCAUGACCCACACCUUGAUCAUUGUCGGCUCCAGGUUCUGGACCCAUGGGCUGGAAAGUCCCGAGGAAGAGAUACUACGUUGGAAAUACUUGCCAUAUGGACUUGAAGAGGAAAUAUACCAUCGACGCCAACUAGUGCUGAAUACUAUAACUGAUAUACAGGCCCAUUUCCUACGUGUAUAUGGGGGCAUGGAAGAUAUCGACACCUCAAAGCCAGCAAACAGCAGAACCUUAGGUGCAGCCUUUACGGCAUCUGCACCCGCGCUCCUUCACUCUCGCCAAUUUCAAUGCAGGGGCGGAUUCAACAAUGCCAGCCAAUGUGACCUAUUCCAAUUAGGCCAAAUGAUUCGAUUCUUCUCUCUGCGAGCCAAAACUAUCUUCUUGGGCUCGACAUUGAUAGAUCCCGACUUCAGCGCCACUUCCGAGGAUGAACACACAUUGGGUGAAAGCAGAAACGAUCAACCAUCCGGCCCGCCUUCGGAUAUCACUGCUAUCAUCUCUUCUCUCAAACAAUACCCCGACUACCCAAUCGACGAGGCUCACACUGGAUGUGGGGUCAGACGUCGAAUCAUGCCCGCCUUGGAAUGUGUUGAGAAGUUUGCUUGGGAUGAUCGGGGCUUGCUUGGCAUCGUUCUUGAAAAUUCGAAUACUUCUGAGCAAGAACACUCCCACUCUUUGAAAUGGACUCCGUGGGCUGAGCUUUUGCAGAAAAAGCAUUCUGUGGAUAUCUCUUUUGCGAGGGUCACUGCUGUGUACUACCCCUCGGCACGGUCGAAUAGUGUUACUCGCUCAACUCCGCAAGAUGAGCUUGCCCGUCUGCUGUUCACUGCUGCCAAAAGGGAUUGGAGUGCAGCAGGCUCUGGAUGA
Molecule: messenger RNA, 1545 nt
Organism: Penicillium brevicompactum
Lineage: Eukaryota; Fungi; Ascomycota; Eurotiomycetes; Eurotiales; Aspergillaceae
Exons: 2
Source: RefSeq, a predicted model, not a curated record